UAAGCGGUCCUGACAUUUUUAUUGGAGGCCAUGUUGAAAAUUUGAGAGAGAGAUUGAAAAAGCGACGAAAUUUUUCUUUUUGUUGGGGUAUGAAAAGUAAUUGAUUUAAAAAAAUAUUUUUUGAUUAGGUAAAAAUUGAAAAUGGGAUCAGAUUUCAUAGGAAGUAUUGUGUCUCUGGAUUGUGGUGAUCCCCUUGGGACCUACCAGGGUCAGUUGAAGUCUGUCAAUAAUAGAGCACAAACACUCACUAUAUUUAAAGCUUACAGAAAUGGACUGAAGUGUGAGGUACAGAAUAUUACUCUCAAUGCUUCAGACAUCAAAGAGCUUAAAAUUCUGCAGUCACCUACUGAGGCUGUAGCUAUUGUAUCGAAAGAGGCUACACCCUCUAAACUUUCCCCUGAAAACAGUGAUGGGGAGGGAUGUCCAUCCCCAGUCAAGGUGUGUGAGCUUCCUUACACCAACGGACACAGUGGUCAAAAUGGCUACACUCAGCGGCCUGGUUCAGCCAGGGACGUUAAUAGUAAUUGUUAUAAAAACUAUAGUAGUGGUGGUAGAUAUAGUCCAAGGUACUGUCAGCAAGCCAAUGGGGCUAGUCAGAGACAUUCACCAAGUGCACUGACUAAUGGUAAUGGCUACACUAAUGGACAGACAGGAGGACACAGGUACACUCCAACAAAUGAGGGUAGAAAUGUACGUUUUACACCAACCAAGGAAGAUUCCCAGAUGAGGCCUAGGAGGAAUUCUGCUUCAGAUGUCCGCAAAAAGUCCACCACACCAAGGAAAAUUGAGGGUCGCAAUAACAAGAAGCAAGGGAUGUCGAGGGAAGACUGUUUUAGCUGUCCCAGUGACUCAGUGCUACAGGAAUUUGACUUUGAGUCUAAUCUGGCUCUAUUUGAUAAGAAGGCUGUGUUUGAGGAGAUAGAGAACACACAGCCAAAGACUGUGAACCUAUCGGAACCCAAGAAGCCACUUAAAUAUAGAUGUGAUGAGAAUGUUCUUGCAUCAGAACCAGUAGUGCUACAACAGAUUAAAGUGCCCACAGGUCACAGCAACGCCAAACAGUUUGUUACUGAUGAAGGGUUGGUGGUACCUAGUAUCUCCUAUGAAUUGAGAAGUCGUCUUUUUGCGACGGCAGAGAAAUAUGGAUUUAAGACAGACCGUCAAGUAGAGAUGGUAGGACGUUCUGCUAGUGAGAUGGUACUUCAGUUGCUUGGUGGGUCUACCAGGUUAAACCCUAAGAAUGGUCAUCAGCUUCCCACUGUGGUAGUGCUGUGUGGUCCUCACAUCCAGGGUGCCCAGGGAGUUAGCUGUGCCCGCCAGUUAUCCAAUCACAACGUUAAGGUACAUCUAUUUGUACCCAGCUGUGUCCAGAUGAUCCGUGCCAUGGAGGAUGAAUUGUCGCUAUUCGCCUUGUGCGAUGCCAAAAGGACCUCUAGUCCUUCAGAUCUUCCAGUUGGUUCUGUAGAUAUGAUAAUCAAUGCCAUGGACAGCCACGAACAGACCAGCCUGCGGGAUCAGGCCUGGUACAAACUACUUGAAUGUUGGGUGGGACAGAACAGGGCGCCGGUGCUGGCACUGGACCCGCCUGUCAACUGUGGCGCCGUCACCUUUAAGUGGUGUCUCAGCAUUUCACUCCCACUCCCUUUACUUGGAAACUGUGCUCAGGUCUACCUCUGCGACCUUGGAUUUCCAAAGAAAGUCUUCAAUGAAGUCGGAAUUCGCUACAUCUCACCAUUCAGCCACAAAUUUGUCGUCCCACUACACCUCAGGUCAUAAGGUUGAAUGUGUCCGGCCAUAAGGUUUAGAAAUGGAUUCAGUGUUUUUUUAAUGUGUCUACAUUUUGACAUAUGACAGAUAUCGUUGAAAUAAUGGGGAAUAAUGUAGCUAUGUUUGGCUUAAUACUUGCCAUGAACUGUCAGUAUUCCGAUUUGAAGUUCUAAUACAGUGGCUAAACAUUUUGUCAAGAAGUUAAAUUUAUAUGAAACACGGAAUUCAAAACAGAAUUGCAUUUAAUGUAAAAUAAAUAAAAAAAGUAUUUCGCAAUUUCAGAUCUGAAAAAAAAAAAAUUUCAAUUAAUUCAAAAUGAAAUCAAAAUGCUUGAAACUUCUGAUAACUAAUUGACAUAAUAGAGAGUCGUGAUAUUAACCUUCUCUUAUAGAGACAACUUUGUAGAAUGGAUGACUUUUUGCAACAAAAAGAGGAGAUGUGAUAUUUUUACCAAGAAACUGUAUAGACUUGGGUUUUGUCACUGAAGUGCAUGUUGUGUAGAUCAUGACGGGUGUGGUGGAACAUAUCAAAAGUACUGAAAGUUUUCAUCCCUACAUUGCAUAAUCUGUUGAACUCAUAUCAAAAGGAAGUUAAGUCCAUUUGCUAAAGGUAGGGAUAAAUGGUAUGUGGCUGAGUGCGAUAUGACAAUUGUAAGCCUUCUCAUCCCCUAAUGAUUUUAUUUUUUCUGACCUAAAUUCCAUUCAAGCCAUCUAUGUUGGGCUCGAAUUAAAAAGGUAGUAGAGCCUAUUUUUUGGAUUGUUUGGUAAUAAGGUGUUUAUUUUUGUUCCAUGUGUAAUGUUUGAAAAGACAAUGAAUUGAUCUCACAGAUUUCAUUGGAGAAUGUGCAAUACAUCAUGUUGUUUUAUCAUGGAGUGAGAACAAUUGCAGCCCGAUACCUAUGUGUUGGGCUAAAGGCAGCUUCCAAUAACGAAGAGACCAUUCUUGGUCCAUAAUGCAGAUGAUGACAUUCAUUGAUAAUAUAUCUCUAUAUGACCUGAAUUUCAUUUGUUAAAUAGCCAUAAGUCAUUUUAAUUAUUCAGGAUGAUUUUAAUAAGAAGAUUCCCCUGCGAAGUGGAAGGAAGAAAUCAAGUUCCUGUUUCCUCAAAACUAGUGAUUAGACUGAUCUGGAGAGAACAGUAAUCAGGUGCUAAAGCACACCUUCAGUUCAUUUGAUAUUGAUUAGAUUUUAUUUUCUUGAUAUUUCUGCAUGAAUACCACUCUGAUUCAUGUAUCAUUAAAAUCUGUUAUCCAGUGUUAGGGAUUUUCUGUGAUUUGAGGAAAAAUUGUGAUUUAAAAUUUUGAUGGUUUUAAUGAUAAUGUUCAAUUGUCAACCUGAAUUGUUCAGCUUAUUGUGAAUACUGAUUAAGUAAGGUGUCGACGUAUCUGGUCAUUUUUGUAUUCUAUUACAGUGUCAGUUCUAAAUAAUUACUUUUAAGUUGUCAUAAUUUUAAAAUUGGAUUAUAGGGUUGCAUAUUGAAAGACUGUUCCAAUUUUUAGAAGGCCAAUUUUACCAAAUUGAUAAGUAUAGGAACUGCUCAGGUAUUUAAAAUAUUCACGUCUGUUUCUUAAACAGAAUUAAAGACAUAGAUAUUAAAUGAUUAGAGAUACAGACAGUACUGCAUCGAUCCAAUUCAAGAUGUUUUCACUACUUGAUCAAGUCGAAGACAUGUUUAUGGAAAAAUAUGUAGAUAUUAUUGUGUUGAAAAGCAACAUUGUAUAUUAGGAUAUGAUAGGUUUAUGGGGACAUUUGAAAACAGCAAAGAAAUUCAAAGGUUGGUUAAACAUUCUUUGAAACAAUUUUAAACAACGGAAGUGUAGAGACACAAAAUAGUGUUAAAAUGAAUAGGAUUUUAAUGUUAAAUGUUCUGUGAUAAAAUUUACCUUGAUGCUUUGUGAAUAUAUUAAAUGUGUUCCAAUAUGUACACUUUGAAUAUGCCAUUGUUGAGGGAAGUGCUUCAUGAAUAGAAAGAAACUGCCAAAUAUCACCCAUUGUUAAAAUUCUUUCAUCCAGUGAUUUCUUAUAAAAUGACCUUUAGCUUGUUUUCAUUAAGUCAAGCUCAACUUGACGGUCUUACUUGGAUGAACAGAUUAAAUCAAUAUUACAUCAUGCUUGUACAAAUUGUUCUGUAUUUUACCAAUGUAAUUCCAGUUAAUAAGAGGAAGGGGAACUGUUUUUUUGUAAAUAAUGUCCAAUUUUGUUGAAAAUUACUGUAGUAUUUUCUUUUGAAAUGUUCACCCACAUUAAAUUUUUUUUUUUUGUAAAUAUUCACACCAUGUCAAAAUAUAGCAAAGUAAUUUGUACAGAUGUUGCUUAAAAUAGUGUAUAUAGUAUUUUGGUUCACGUAAUAUCCCCUUAUAUUGUGACAACACAUCAUUGACUAUUUUUUUCAUUUUCUUUAUAUUAUAUCCAUUCAGUAAGUGUUAGUUACAAGACAACACUUCAUAUAGGAGUAGAUUUCAACCAGUCUUACUCUACUCGCUGUAUACAUAUGAUAUAUUCAAGAAGUGAGCAAACAAAACAGUAUCUACAAAUUUGUGAAUAUUUCAUGAGUCAAGUUCCUUAAUAUACCUAAACCAGGAAUUACUUAAUCGGUUUCAAGUUUUUUCGUAAAAAAUGUGUUGUUUUAAGAAUAUUGCAGUAUAGGUUUCAAUUUUAUUCCAUCCUCAAGUUUCUUUGAUAAAAGAAAUUAUCAUGAAACAAAUGUAAUUUUUUCUUAGUAAUGAUUGUGUAACUCAUGAUCAGUAUUCAGAGUAAAAAUAGGGAUUUCCUUCAUUUGAAUUUUUGUUAUUAACACCUUUUCCCAGUCAGAAUUGGAAUAUAGGGCAAUAAUGUUUUAAAUUAGUAUCAUUAUGAUUCCCACUUAUAGAUGUAUUAUUCAAUUCAGCAGCAUACUUGUCACAAUUAACUGUUUUCACAAGGAAAAAAAUUGUCAGAUAAGACUAGAAAGCCUAUUUUUCUAAAAUUUGAAAGAGGUUUAUUUGUUCCAUGUUAAUCCUAGUCGUAAUUGUCCGAAUACAUUAUGUAUAGGGCUGUACAAAGUUUGUACAUAGUUUCCUAUUUUGUUUGUAUAUAAACUCCUAGUCUAGGACAUCUUUAAGCAUUGGUUACAUCUUAUGAAUCAACAUAUAUGCCAGGUAUUUUAAGAUGAUCAGGUAUUUUGUAUUGGGAAUUUAUAGGUGAGGCACCAGGAUCACCAGGAUCACUUGUAUUGUAAUUUCACCUGUACAAAAUGCUAAGAGAAUAUAUAAUUUGUGGUUUGCAUUCUCACCUUCUUUUGAUAGUGGUUGAGUGACUGUAUUCAGACACUAGAAUAUGGUUGACUUAUUACCGUUGGGAGUGUAACCAUGUUGGUUUUUGUCUGUUCACUGUAUUAUGAAUUUUUUUUCUUUAUUUGUACUGCAUCUUGCUUUUAGUGGACAACCCUGUUUUCAUUACGGAUGUCAUAUUGUUUUUGUACAUUGUUUUAAACCAAUCAUUCACCCGAAUCUCCUUUAUCCUAGGAAUCAUAGGCUAACUACAAUGAAGGGAUUGAUUCCGUUCAUGGAUUUUGAUUUGAACUUUUUCUUUUGUCUCUGAUGAUUUCAAAGCCGACUCCAAUAUUAAAAUUUGGAUAUGGAUUUGGUUUGUCUCCAGUAUUGUCAAAUGCUAUUUAUUCUUUUGUUAUCAUGUUUAAUAUAUUCUUGAUCUCCAUGAUAGGGAAUGAAUCCUGGCUGCUGUUGUAUAGUAGGAAACCUGUUAAAUAGAUGUUUCAUGUUCAAUGUCCGUUUUCAUUUCCAUCACAAAUCUGUACAAUUCAUGAGUGUCUCAGGGCAGAAAAAAAUGUGAGAGAAAGGAAAUAUUCAAAUUAUCUAUAUUUAAAUUGUGCAGUAUGUAUUAUAUUGUUGCUUGUAAUAGAAAUUUGCAAUUAAUAUUGACUAUUUUGAUGAUCAAUGUCAGAAAAUCCAACAUCAGUGCUUUGUACUGAUUAAACACAAAUGUACAGUAUAUUCAGUGAUAAAUUCAGAAAUCUGCAAUAAAUUAAUAAGCAAUUCAGAAGUAGGUAUCAGAUGUAAGUUAAGAUGGGACUUAACCUUGUUCCAUCACUCUAUUUGUAAUGGUGAAUAUAAAUCUUAUCCAUACAAUCUACUGACAGCCUUCAAGACUUAAGGAUUAUAUUCCUAUAUCAGUAUUAGAAAGACAAGAUACUGUUUAAGGGUAACAUUGAUAAAGUCCCUUCUUAACAAUCUCAAAAUUUCAUUCACAUAGGAAAUUAUAAUAUACCAAGACCAUGUAUGUAAUAUGAUAUUCAAUAUAACCAUGCGAAGCUGGCAUGUAAAAUACAGAAGCUAUAUAUGUGUGGUAGAGUAGAAUGAGAGGUUAUAACAAUGUUUGUGGUAAUUAUGUUAAGUGUGGGUAGCCUCAGCUAUACUUCAGGGUAUAUAUAUAUUAUCUCCACACCUAUCUGAUAUAGAAUUCUAAAUCAUUUUGCUAUCAAACCUACUACUGUAAAUUCAACCUAUUAAUCUGUUGGGGACAAACUUUAAUUAAUAAUUCAUAUUAUUUUAUUAUUUUAAAGUAAUUCCAAAGAGAACAGAUGUGAUGAAAUAUGUUGGACUUUCAUUAUUUGCUUUGUAUAAAAGUGUAGGUUUUGUUUUCAUAGAAAUUAUGAUUAUUUGGAAACUAUUAUGCUGCUGGAAAGAAACAAUUAUCAAAAUCAAAGACUCAGCGUUAUAGCCUGGAACAGGCAUGUUUUAAAAUCACUGUAAUGGGUGUGACCCCUAUAUAUGUCUUUGUACUUUGAUGAACAUAUUGCACUAUGACUGAAUCAUCUAUGUAUCGGGUAGAAAAAUUAAUCAGCAUGACUAGUCAAUCUUUUGGUCAAAAUUUUCUUUUUCAUUUCUCCAUAAAAAAUGUUUUUGUUGUUGGGUUGGCCAUGCUUUUUUCCUGGUGCAUAUUAAUUAGGAUAUUGUUUUGUCCCUAUCUGUACAGAAAACUUGAAUUACUAUCAACUAUCUUAGAAACUCAUUAAUAUACAAUAAUUAGCUGCUAGAACAGAAUUGUUAUUAUAACAAUGUUACAUAAUGUGACAUUGCUAGACAGCAUUCUUGCAUCAGAUCUUGGCCAGUGUUUAACAAAUUUAUCAUUUCUAAUCAUUUCAUCCUGGAAACUAAAUCCACGAUUACCAUCCAUCAACCUAUAUAGCUAUGUUCCAUGUUUUUAAGAUCUAAACUUCUAAUGUUCAAUUAAAAUCUAGAUUUAUUUUAAAGGGUUUAAGGAAAUUGUUCAUCAAUUUAUGUAUAUAUUGGCUUGAAAAACUAAUAUUGUUAUAUAUGUAUACUAAGUGAUAUUUGUCUCGAAAUAUCAUUUAAUAUGUUUUGUUUAUUAUGUGUCAGUCAACUCAUGUAAUAUGUGCAUAUUUUUGGUGCUCCUAUAGAUUGUAACUACGUACAUGCAGCGUCCUCCAUUGUAAUUCCAUUAACACCCAUAGCAAUUAAGACACCAUAUAUAUACUAAUUAUGGAGAUAGAAUCAACCAUUUUGUGCCAAAUAUUUUUUCAUUUAAUAUCACACAAAAAAUCACAAAAAUAUGUAUAUCUUUUGUCAAGAUAUACACUCCUAGUAACUGCUCAAACUGAGACAUAAAAUCUUCUUUUUUGCUGCUUUUAAAUUUUGUUUUAACAAAUGCUACUGGAAAUCAAACUGGUAAAUUUGUUUUUAAUUCUACUGAGGUAUAAUGAUAAUUAUAUAAAUUUGUUUGUGUUGAUGACUUUCAUGGUUGAACAGGGUGUACUCAUAACUUAAUGUUUCACCCACAUGUAAGUACAUACAAUGCUCUAUUUCAGAUUGAGUCUCUAAGCUUUCGGUUAACAACACCACUUAAUCAAUUAUGUAGUUUUACCCAAUUUGGUCAAAUAUCAGAAAAAUUGUAUGACAAUCUGGUUGUGUCGACAUAAACUCAAAGUUGAAUAACAAUAUAUUGACUGAUGUCUUUAUCACCAUAUCCACUUUGUGAUAUCAGCAUAUCCACUGUAUGUGAUAUCGGCAUCACCACUGUAUGUGAUAUCAGCAUAUCCACUGUAUGUGAUAUCGGCAUCACCACUAUGUGAAUAUGAGCGUAUUCACAUAAAUUAAAUGCAUUCCAUAUCUUUAUUGUUAAAUUACAUUAAAAACCAAGCAAAACCAAAGAGUGCUAAUGUAACAUGAUACAGUUGGCUGUUGUUUCCUGUGGUUUAAUUGGCUGGUUAUAUUUGUUUUCAGAUUAUAUAUCAUAACUAGAGUUUUCCUUGAAUUUCUGCCUUAUGAGUCCAUGUCGUGUAUAUGUGUCAUGCUGUUUGAUUGGUUGACUGCUCUUAAAUGUGUUGUUUGAUUGGUUGUUUGGUUUUAAAUGAUUGAUAUUUGAUUGAUCCUAUGUAUAAUAUAUAGCAUACUCACGCUAUUUGAUUAACGUUCAAAGUCUUAGAUUUUACAUAGGUCUGCUGACAUAUUCCUGUGGAAAAGGGGACUAAAUAAUGCCAGUCUAGUCGUGUCCAGUGUACAUGUGGUUGUGUAAGGGUACAGUGUCGCCUUGUAUAAAACUUUGGCAGUAUAUAGCUCACUUCACUCUCAAGGUCAAGUCAUUGUGUACCGUUAUUAAUGUUUUCAUUUUUUUUCUUGUGUACAAUGCUGUUGUUUGUAAAAUUCCAAUAGAAAUGUGCCAUCUCAUUACCAUUAUCUAAUUAACAGUUUUAUCAUGCUCCAGAAAAUCUGCUUUGUGUGUGGUAUAGAUUUUGAUAUUAUUUUUGGAUCAGACUUUGAUAACAUUGACCUUAACAAUAUCUAUGGUACAGAUUCCCAGUUAGUAAUAUUAAACUCAAAAAACUAAAUCUUUUGACUGAUUAUAUGGCAAAAGUAACUAAUGUAAAAUAUGUUCCAGUUCAUGAAUUUAUUUUCCAUGUUGGUGUAUGUCAAUCACCAUGAGAUUCCUUUGAGAAAAUUUGUGAAUUAAUUUUUAUUUUCACACAGUCUUUGAUAUGAUGUAAUAUGAUGAUUAUUGAAGUCGAUAGAUUAUAGGUAGUAUUGUAGGAACAUGUUUCCACUGUAAUUGUUCUUCCAUAAAUUCUUAUCAUUGAGGACUGUCAUGUCGGUUUGUCAAGAUACUGUUUUUUGUUAUAAUUUGUAUACAUGUUUCCUGAAGACGCAUAAAUAAUAUGAACAUAUUUACAGAUUUUAAGGAUUUAGUUAAAGCUGAUGACAAUGAUUGUAAGUAAUGAGUGAUGACUGUAUGUCAUGUUUAGAGAUCCUUCAGAGGUAGGAUUCAUCAGUUACGGAAGAUGAAUCCUAAUAGGGAAGGGAGACUACAAAGGCAAAGGAUCCAGGGGAGGGUUCAUUGUUGAGCAGAGGUAUGCAGGGGAGAGAUGAUUGUGAAAAUAUGAGGUUCAGGGGAGGGUUAAUUGUUUGGCAGAGGAGUCCAGGAAGGAGAUGAUUGUGAAAUUAUGCGAUCGAGGCGAGGAUUCAUUGUUUGAAACCAGGGAAGAGAUUAUUGUGAAAGUGAAACUGGGAUCCAGGGGAGGGUUCAUUGAAGAGCCAAGGAAUUCAUGGGAGAGAUGAUUGGGAAACUUUAAGAUCCAGAGGAGGGUUCAUUGCAGAGCUGAGACUGAAUUAUUGAGGGGAGGGGUUGUUAUAUAAAUAUGUGUUAAGGUUCCAGGGGAGGGUUCAUUGUGGAGCUGAGGGAUCCAGGGGGAGGGGAUAUAAUGGCACUGGAUUCUAGGUGAGAGGUCAUUGCAGAGCUAUUCAGGGAUCCAGGGAAGGGUAAUUUUUGAGGUAAGAGUUUCAAGGGGAGGGAUCAUUUUGGAGUUAUCAAGGAAUCCAUUGCUGUUGAGGGAUUCAAGGGAGGUGUCUUUGUGGCACUAGGGAUUUGAGGGGAAGGAUCAUUAUGGAUCUAGGAAUUCAGUUAUGAGGGGUUAUUGUGGAGCUAAAGAAUACCAAGGAGUGGUCAUUGUGGAGCUGAAGAAUCCAGGGAAGGGUUCUUAGGGAUUCAGUUAGUGAUCAGAUGUAUACAUAAGCAGUUGGGAGAAAUGAUAAUUUUGGAACCCAUUAUGCAUAUGGAUACUUGACCUCAGGAUGGGUAGGGCUUGUAUUACCUAACAUGGGUUUGGUAAAUAAUGAGAAAUUGGGCUUCAGUACAUUUGUAGUUUGGUUCUUGCUUGGUACUGUUAGUCAGAAAAGGAGGUGUCUGAUAUGGGCAGGUCGUCAAUAUUGUUGAGUUGUCAUGGUAAACAGUGUUUAGUUAUGUUGUGGUAUUUAUAAACAUUUGGCCUGUUCCAUCAAUAGUUGGCAUUAAAAGUAUCAGGAUUAUACUGCAAUUGGUAGACACCAAACUAGAUAGAUGAAAAUCCAAGUCUGGUUUUGGGACAGUUUCCUUCGGAUACUUGUAUGCUGAUCUUUACCGAUACCAAUUAUGUUAGAGAUGUCUAUGAUGAAAGUUGUAUACUGUCUACAUCCCAGAUUUAAAAUGAAAUUCAGCUUGGUUUCAUAAUCAUGAACAUCAUUCCAGCAAAAUAUAAACUGGACUUAUUUGUAUGAAAUACCAUAGCACUACAAAAAUUGUCUCUUAACAUAUUAUGUACUUUUGUUUGUGUUUGGAAAUGAUGCAAUAUGGUUAGCAAUAUAUUUCCACUUCCAGCCAAUUUUGUCGGAGAGGUUAGGAAGUUGGAUGUAAUGGUAUAUAUGGUUAAGUUGUAGUAUCAUUAAAGUAGCCCUUAAAGAGCAGGUGGUUUUUAAUGUCGGUAACAUAUCAUAGUUUUAUAUAUCUAGCUGUGGUUAUGUAAUUCUCUUGUUCAGAAAGCCACCAAGCUGACCUAUAACAUAAUGAAUAUAAGCUGAUGAUGUCGUAAUAUAAAGCAGGGAGGCAUUUCAAUAGGAAUUGACAGAAAAUAAGAUUCAACAAAUUUUGUUACGCCUUGACAUAUUAGCUAUCCCACUGUUUUAUUAUUUAUCAUCUUACUCACCUUGAUUUUACUUAAGAAAGAAUCCACACAUUUUAAAUAAGGGCUUGCCAUCUGUGAUAAUAUUUUAAACCAUGUUAACAUUUUAAAUAUUUGUUAAGAGAAUUAUAGUGUGUUCAACUGAAUGCCGUAAUGUAUAGAAUGGGCAUUAUUGACAUUGAAACAGUUGGUGGAGAGUUAAUAAAAUGUUAAAGUAUAUGUGUGGCUGGAUGUAGAGUAAUUGUGUCCAAAAGUGAUGUGUUUUAUGUUAAUGGUAGUGUGUCUGUAUGUGACAUAUGGUAAUACAUGCCUUCGUUUGAUGUGUGCGACAUAUUUUACGAUAUACAUUACGUAAUGUGACAAUAGUAAAGUAUAUGAAGAGAAAUUCUAUGUAUUUACAUGUAUUGAAGCAGUUAAAUUUUACCUUAUCAAAGUUUUUGUUAUAGAAAUUCUUAGCACAUCUAGUGACACAAUGAUAUGUACAGUAUAUAUGUAUAUGGCUUGAUAGAUCUGUUAUUUUUCUAUAAGAAGAGAUGAUACAAUAUGUAGUUAAAACAAAAAAUAAAAAAGUAUUUCUGAUAAAUUGCAUAAUUUGAUUAAAAUAUAACACUUAAAAUUAUUUACCAUUAAAAUGUCUAAGUUGAAAAAAGUAAAAACCCUUUAUUGAAUACAAAAAAAAAGAAAGAAAUUUGAUCAUAAAAAAUCAUGACCAAACCUGUAUAUCUUUGAACUAUUUUUAUUUACUUUUAAUAUUUUUGUGUCACAAAGAAGGAUUUGAGAUUUUACGCAGGACAGCGUGAUAUUGGUGUGCCUUUUGUUUAUUGUAGUGUUUAUUUUAUCAUCCAAUUUGCCUUUUGUUACAAUUCACAUUUUUCCAUUAAUGAAUACAUUGAAAUAAUGUAAAAUGCUAAUACAUGUAUAUCAAUACUUCUAAUUUGCGCUUUAAACUUAGUACAUUACAGUAUACAUUAACAGUAGAGUUUUGAGAACACCGGAUAUGUCUUGAAGUUGGGAUGUGUGCGCUAGUCUUGUCAAAGAUCAUUUUUGCAUAGUACUGGUUAUCAGUUCAUAAAGGUAGAACCAAUAUUGAGAUUGUAAGACAAUACAAUGUAUAUAAACCAGAGAUGUGCUUUGUGUACAACUUGUAUAUGAGACAGGAAUGCUCUUAACUUUGCCAAUUUACACAUCCCGACAGACAUUUAGAUCUGUAACAAAGAUCAUUGCUCAAAUUUGCCUGUCUAAACAUGGGAAUUGUGUAAUAUAAGUUAUACUAGGUAAGUUAUACUAGGGCUUUCUUGGCAGACAUCAUUUGGAAACUGAAGCGUAAGACUGUACUUGUAUUUUUUCUAGCAAUGGUGGCAAAGUUGAUUUAUCCAGAAAUGGUUUUGUUGACCAGUUUCUUGCAUGUGCAUAUUGAGUACUAUAUUGUGCUAUGAAUUAAAAGACCAAUAACUGUAAUAUAAAAAUAAUAAAAUGUUACAAUUUCAUUCUCAGUUGAAACGCAUUUAAAUGGAAAUCAUAUGUGAAACUUGAAAUAGAAUAUUAAUGUUAAAUCUGUUAUAUUGUUUAAACCGUUAAUGGAUUUUCGUGGUAUGGUACUCUCAAUUUAAUACCAGAGUCGGCAGAAAAUUUAACUGCUGUCCUUUAUUCCGUUUUUUUUUCUGAGAUGUUCAUCUUCAUUGGAUAGCUAUGGUUGAUUUCACUACACUAUGCACUAGCGUAGCGUAGUGCAUUCAACCAUGGGUAUCAGACGAUGGAUGUUCAUAUGAGUGUACUGAUCUUAUUUUGCCUGGAUAAGAAAGAUUUCAAAUUUUAAAAUGGAGACUGUGUCAAUGUGCAAAUGUAUCAAGAUGUGGGACAAUGUAUCCCGGUUUGUAAGAUAGUUGAUAUGUGUGAGGAGUUGACUUAAAAGAUAUGAAACUGUUGUCAUGAAUAGAUGAUGAAAGCUUUUAACACUAUAGAGUUCUAUGGAGAAAACAUUCUGUAAGUUACGAAAGUUUGAUAAAAUGUCUACGAAUCAGGAAAAUCAAAAUAACUCAUUCCAUUUGUGUUAAUAUUCGUAUUGAUUCUAAAAUGUCGCCAUAUAUGGUUGAUACUUUGGCGACUGAUUAGGGCUGAUAUUUAUAAAACUAUUUUCCUGAUGAAAUACGUCUUACAUUUUAAAACUGUCUCUGAUUACAAGUUUAAACUAAAUUAUAAUUAGUACCCACAAAAUAUCAAAUGAUAUAGAAUCUUAAAAGGUCUUUUUCCCAUUUAAAGAACAAACAUGAGCUUGAGGACAGUUUUAUGAAUAAAGGCCCAGAUUUUGUGAGUACAUCUUUUUAUGGGUCCAAAGUGUAUAUUAUGUUCUAUUAUGGCAAAGAAAAUGUGAAAAAUAAAUAAGAAUUGUAAUUAAAUGAAGACCUAGAGUAAUGAUUCUACCUGAAUUACUGUAUGUUAAACUAGAGAGAGGAUAUAUGUACUUAACUAGUUUCAAUCUAUGCAAACUUUGUAUGGUUGAAUACACUAAAUCAGUGAAUUUCUUCUAUGUGUUUUAUAGAUAGUGACUACAGUUGAUAUGAUUUUAUAUUUGGUUAUUGGUGUGAUAGUGAUGAUAGGAUUUACUAAUAUGUUAUAACAUUAAUGGUGCUCAACCAGGAGAGAGAGCAAGAUGAUUCCUCUGAAGAAUAUUGAUGUAUUGUUUUAAAAAAACCCAUCAAAAAUAGAUAAUUUAGACUUGGUUUGAGCCAAAGUUAAACAUUUCAGCCAAUACAUGAUAAUGAUUUAUGAUUACCUGGUAACUUAAGAAAAUGUAUGUUGCUUAAAUUACUUAAAUUAAUGUACAAGACUGCACAAAGAAAUAUUAGGAAUCUGGAUCCAAAAAAGACAUUUUGAUGUGUGUAACAGUAGUAACAUUAAUGAAAUAUUACUUUUGUUAAGUUUGUUGUAAACAAUUGAACAGGCAUUAUAGAGAGUGAUACCUAGGUGUGUUUAGUAUGGCUGAGAAACUUUUAUGUUGUGCUUGAUCCCGUGAGUGGAAGACAAAUGAUAUGUGAUCUUUACAAAUGUUUGAAGAUAACUAUGUCCCAAAGUUAAUACUCAGUAGAGAAGAAACCAGGUUAAAAUCACUGCUGAGUAUCAACUUGUAAUGCCUGUUUUUAUACAAUAGAUUCGUCCAAAACAAUUGAUUAUUCUAUUGUUAGGAAUAGGGAUGGAAAGAGAAUUUUCAAAAACAAUUCAUUUUUCUAUUGUUUGGAAUAGAGAUGGAGAGAAUUUUCAAGUAAAAUUUAUGCCAAUAAAAAAAAUCUUAUCUGGUACAAAUGUUUCAGUCUGAUAAAUCCUUCGAGUGUGACACAUAUUAUAAAUUUUUGAGAAUUUUCACAACUUUAUAGUUUUAACUGAAAUUUUAAAGAAACAAUGAUUUUACGUUUGAAUUUUAUUUAAACUAUUUAUUGGCAUAUCUUUUCUUUUUAAGAACAUGUGUAAAAUAUGUUUCAUCAAGAUGCAAGGGAAUUGAUGAAACAUUUUUAUCACAAUCGUGUGUUUUAAAACAAAAUUGCCAGGAACAUCUGGCUAUAAACCUACUGGCCAUUUCACCUUAAACAUUUCUAUUUGUUUGACUAAAAUGGCCAUUACGUUUAUAAGAGUUAUUUCUCUUGCAUUAAAAACUGAAUGAAAACCACAAAUAAAUGUUGUUAAAAGAUAAAUGAUAAUAAUAAGUCUUAUUUGAUCAAAAAGGGAAUUAUGUCUUUUGGAAAUGUUGACAAGAUUAUACAUAUAUAAAAGUACUUGCCAUAAAGAAUAUGGGCUUUUAU
Molecule: messenger RNA, 14503 nt
Organism: Pecten maximus
Lineage: Eukaryota; Metazoa; Mollusca; Bivalvia; Pectinida; Pectinidae
Product: enhancer of mRNA-decapping protein 3-like
Exons: 7
Coding region: 142-1776 (544 amino acids)
Biological process (GO): deadenylation-independent decapping of nuclear-transcribed mRNA; P-body assembly
Cellular component (GO): P-body
Molecular function (GO): mRNA binding
Source: RefSeq, a predicted model, not a curated record